GAUGUCGUCGCCAAGCAAAGAUGAAGCUGAUGGCCGUCCCGUCUGUGCCGUCGACCGUUUUGGCUGUGGUUGAUGUGGCCUCCUUGUGACGCAACAUCCGCACGAGCUCCCAAACCCCACGUCGGCCCCAUCCCAUACAACCUCAACCCCGGCACUCAUCAUGGGGUACGAAGUACGCGCUGUUCUUGUGGGCGCGCUUGUAUUGGUUGCAUGGUAUCGCAAAUCGUUAACACCUGUCGGCAUUUUUGUAGCCUUCUUAACAGGAGUGGUGCAUGCCAUUCAUCCAUGGAUUACUUUCCUUGUCCUAUUGGCCGUCUUUUUCUUGUCUGGUAAUUUUGUGACCAAGGUCAAACACGAUGUCAAAGCUAACCUCACGCAAUCUGCAAAUGGCGCAUCUGGUGGAGAGGGACCGCGCAACCACGUUCAGGUCAUUGCGAACUCGGGCGUGGCUUCGGUGCUCAUCCUCAUGCACAUGUGGCAGCUGAAGAAGGAGGAGAGGCUCGAGCAAACUAUAUGUUGGCUCAAGGGUAGUGAUGUAUUAGUUGUUGGAAUUGUCGCCAACUACGCUGCGGUAGCCGCCGAUACUUUCUCCUCCGAGUUAGGCAUCCUCUCGAGAUCAACACCCUACCUUAUCACAGCUCCAUGGCGCAACGUACCGCGAGGAACCAAUGGCGGAGUGACUGGAACGGGGCUUUGUGCAGGCUUGAUUGGAGGCUCCAUUAUCGGGACCACUGCGUUCUUCACUAUUCCGUUCUGCAACAACUGGGCUCCUAUACAGCAGGCGAGAUUUGCUGCCAUGAUGGCAAUCGCUGGAUUGAGCGGCUCUCUCCUGGACUCGGUUUUCGGAGCCAUUUUCCAAGCUAGCGUUGUCGACGUUCAUUCUGGCAGGGUUGUAGAGGGAGAAGGAGGCAGGAAAGUCCUCGUACAUGGCGCCAACCCAUUGCAUCUCAAGAAGACGGCUGAAGCGCGCAGCAAAGUCAGCAGCCGCGCAGAAGGCAAGGCGGGUAUUGCUAAAACCAGCGGGGCAGACGUCGCGGACUCAAUCCAAGCGACUGAAACUAUGCAGAAGGCGGGGGCCAGCGGCACAGUAGUCGCCGAUGGUCAGCAUGAGAGCAGGAAGGUUGUGGCUGGUUAUGACUUGUUGGACAACAAUGCUGUCAACAUUCUGAUGGCGGCUUCGAUUAGUUCUCUCCGCUUCGUCCCCCCUAAAGCCCACCCCACGCAUGUCGGGCUCGAGACAUCCGCCCCCUCUGCCCCAGGCGUCCACGACACACUCCGUUCCCGCCUUGCACAUACGACUCCAGCAUCGACCAGCUCGUCGUCCACAAAGCCCGUCGAGCUCCAGUCAGCGCACCCGCUUGAGGCUCGUCUUGUCCAGUGGCGCGAUACUCAGGACCGCUUGAAGAUGGAGAUGCUGAGGCGACAGUUUGGUAUCGCGGAGCCGGUCCGCAGGGGCAUGGAGCUCAAGAUUGCGGCGGCGGGUGAGUGGCGUCCGGCUGCGUUGGGUGGAUCGAGUGGUGUGCACAAGGAUAUUCUGCAGGGUAGGGACUGUGAGAUCGGGUGGGAGGAUGUGUUUGUUGGCAACGAGCUUCGCGAGAUUCCAGACUUCCACACCGAGAUCGAGGGUAAGAUGAAGAUGAACUGGUAAAGAGUUGGCUAUGAAAGGAUGGUAUAUUGAGCCGGCGUGGAUAUGAGAGGACUGUGAGAGGACUGUAAAAGGCCUGCAAGCUCAAGAUAUCCCUCACUCCAGCACACAAAGCGUACAUCAGACUAGACAUGUCCCUUGAGGACAGACGGCGCUGGUUAGAACUCACGACCAAUGACGAUACGAUGAAUAACCAAGGCUUGCGGCAACCGCAACAGUUCAUGCUUGCAGAUAGUGAUCCUAUCUGUGCAGUGAUCGCCGACCCAGAUGCCUAAUAAUGUUCGUAACUAUAACGACAACCUAGCCGCUGCCAAGUGCACGAUAUACCAGUACGAAGACCAGCAACGCAUGAUCCGUGCUAUGUGCCACCAAUUGUAU
Molecule: messenger RNA, 2023 nt
Organism: Dothidotthia symphoricarpi CBS 119687
Lineage: Eukaryota; Fungi; Ascomycota; Dothideomycetes; Pleosporales; Dothidotthiaceae
Product: UMP1-domain-containing protein
Exons: 5
Coding region: 161-1648 (495 amino acids)
Biological process (GO): proteasome assembly
Cellular component (GO): membrane
Source: RefSeq, a predicted model, not a curated record